This is a messenger RNA of Closterium sp. NIES-65, 4044 nucleotides long. The record is from the annotation of a GenBank genome assembly. NCBI's taxonomy places the organism in Eukaryota, Viridiplantae, Streptophyta, Zygnematophyceae, Desmidiales, Closteriaceae.
AUGCCACUGUCAGUUCAUGCGUCAGCUCAAUCCGGCUUCACUGAGGAAUCUCCUGAGGGCAGCCAUAAUUCUGGUGAUGAUGGUGGAAGCACGGCAGCGACAAAACCGAAGGAGCUUGAAGUGGAAUGGCUGGAAGCUUCUCAGAUCCGAUUCAGCCAGCCGACUAUAUGCGAGGCCUUCUCACGCCCGCCAGCCAAGGCAGUAUCAGAUGCAGCACCCGAACACAAGAGCUACGCUCGUGUGGCUGCAGCUGCGCCCAGAAGCAACAAGUACACAGUCUUUGACGCCGUGCGAGAUCUCUACAGCGGCGCUAGCAAGGUGGAGGACUUUCCACCAAUCCGAGUGGUGGAGCAGGACGGGCUGCUCUUCUCUCUAGACAACCGCCGCCUCUACGAGCUGUUUCAAAAGCUCACGUGCACGGGCAUGGGGGAUGCGCGGGGGAAGGCGGUGGAGGUGUUGACGGAGGAGGAGGCGAGGAAGUUGGGCAGGGUGCUGCAGCUAGAGCAGCACGUGCUCAAGUGGAGCGUGGACGAUAUCAUGAAUGAUUACCUGGUGUUCCGGAAGGUUCGGCCUAUACCAGACGCGUUCCCGAACGUUCGCUCGUACCUGUCUGCGUUCCGCUGGCCCAUGGUGGAGGAGUGCCGCGCCAGCCUCAAGUCUGGCCUGAGUCAGCUCUCUGCAUCAACCCCCAUUCCAAUAGACAUUCACAAAGUGGAGAGGCUCGAUGGGUAUGUGGCAGGCGUAGAUGAUUAUGAUGACGAGAAGGAGGGGAAGGAAAUUGGGAAUUACAUGGCCCACAAGGAUUUAUUUGGUAGAGAUUUGCAUGGGGAGGAGGAUAUAUAUGGAGGUUCUUCGUUUGAGGGAGCGAGGAGGGUGAGGAAGCCGGUGAAGGUGCACUCGGAUACGGGGCGGUUUGGAGCCGGGGGCAGCGUGUCCGAACAAGUGAAGCUGAAGCCAACAGAUGUGGUUCUUUUCUACACCGUUGCUCCCACUGACUACACCGACCUGCUUUGCUCGGGCGUGCUGUAUCUGCUGGGCGUUCUCAUUCCUGACCGCAACAUGACAAAAGCCCUUCCUCUUCCAGAAGAGGAUGUGGCACAGGGCGGCGGUGGGGGCGAUGGGAGCAGCUUGUACUUCAAGGCAAAGAUAUUUCUUCCGAAAGAUUCUCCCGAGUCUAGAGGCCUAGAGGGGGCUUUGGUGCAGAAGAAGAGUGGUAAGGGAGAUGGUGGAGUGGAAGGUGGUGAGGAGGGGGGUGGGACUCAGGAGGUUGCCUGGUAUGUGACCCCAGUGGAUACAUUUCCCAUGCCUCACCGCAUCUGGGAUGCGCUACAUGCGUCUCUUGGGCAGGAGGAGUGGAACGAGAGCGGGGAGUCAAAGAGAGAUCGGACGAUGAGGAUGGUUUUGGAGGAGGUGUUGUGUUCGGAGAGUGGGAGCGGCAGGAGGGGUAGAGCGAAGCGAAGCACAGAAGAAGAAAGAGAGCAAUUUCUGAGCAUGCUACCUCCAGCCAUCUCCAUAGCUCCUGAUGUGGUUCCGGAGCUCAUGCAAGCCGUGAGGGAUUUCUGCCAUGCCCGCGGCCUCAACCAACCACAGCGAACAGCCAUUCUCGCCUGCCUGAGAGGUUUCCUCUCGGUCGCUGCUUCACCCAACGCCACUGCCUACUCCGACUCUGCCUCCCCGUUCUUCUCCCCAAAUAUCCCCUCCUCUUCUCUAUUCUCAUCCUUCUCAUCGCCACUCGACGAUUCUGCGUCUCGCCGACUCCUGCAGCUGGUGCAGGGACCGCCCGGCACAGGCAAAACGCAUACAAUCUCCAUUCUCCUCUCUGUCAUGCUUGCCCUUGGAGUUCGCACGCUUGUUUGUGCCCCUACCAACGUCGCUAUAGCAGAAGUGGGCCGGCGAGUGCUGCAUCUCGCGCUCUCCUCUGAUCCCUCCUCUCACUUUGCAGGAUACUGCCGCGCCCGGCAGCAACAGUGCUACGGGUGGCCGGACCGAAAGGCAUUCGCGAGGCAUGGGAGACUGAGGGUUGAGGAUAUAGCCCUUGUGGCGAAUGAAGAGAGGCUCGAGAUUGAUCCAGAGCUGGAAAUGAUUCUGGUGGGCAGUGAGAGGAAGGAGAGUGGCGGCCAGAGGCGGACUCUGAGUGGUCGUAUUGGGAGGCUGAUAGGAGCAGUUUCCUCUCUAUUUGAUUGGAAGGCGUCGUUUCAGAGCUUGAUUUCCUUUCUGGAAUCCUCAUGGGAGGAUCUGAACGGUGAAUUUCAAACUGAGUUGAGAGCGGAAGAGAAGAGGCGCUGCAGGGAAGAUGCUCCUGCGCCCGACGAGGAUGAUGAGCAGGGCGAGGUCAGAAAAGGCGGCAGCAGCAAGAAAGAUCCAAAGAACGUCGACCCGCUCCCCACCCUCGUAACACACUUCCAGAAGCGCAUUGAUCUCCUGACCCAGCCCGCUAUGGAAGCAGCUGUUAAUCUUGCAGAGGACCUGCCGUCUGCUCUUCUCCCUGAGAAUCAACGGCUGCUGCUUCUCCAAGCGUUUGAUCUCAUGGCAGCUCUCCCAGCCUACAGCACCCCGAGCCUAUCCGGAGCCCCCACCUUUGCAACCGUGGCUGCAGCAUGCAUUGAAUACGCCAAGCUCGUCCUCUCCACCGUCUCCUCCUCUGCGCGCCCUCUCCUCCGUUUAUCCAGCCCUUUCCCCCUGCUGCUGCUGGACGAAGCAGCCCAACUGGUGGAGGCAGAGAGCCUGGUGGCGCUCCAGACGAAAGGGCUGCGCUAUGCUGUGCUCGUGGGCGAUCCCAAACAGCUGCCCGCCACUAUUCUGAGCAAGGUAGCAGUUGAGAGCCACUACAACCGCAGCUUGUUCGAGCGCCUGCAGAGCAACGGGUGGGAGGUGCACAUGCUGAGCGUGCAGUACCGCAUGCACCCUGAAAUCAGCUGCUUCCCCUCUCACCGCUUCUACGAGGGGCGUAUCGAGGAUGGUGCCAACGUAUGCCACCCGUCCCACUGCCCGCAGCAUCUGGAGCGUCUGUUUGGCCCGUACAUGUUCAUGCACGUGAGGGGCAAGGAGGAGAGGGAUGUGGGGAAGGCGGGGGAAGGCGGCUCGCGCAGUAUUGCAAACUCGGUGGAGGCUGCGGUGGUUCUAGCGUUGCUCAAACGGCUCUCUGACGGUGCGCCCUACUCAUGUGCUCUGCACUGCAAUAUUCUGCUCUGCCUUCCACUACUACUUUGUGCCUUUCUCUCCUUUGCUAGUUCUGCUUCUAUGAUGUGCCAGAUACAGCUGCUUCUCCUGCUUCUGGUGCUUCAACCUCGCCUCAUAAACUCGUCUGUAACUCCCCCUGCUACCCGCUCCUCUCCUCCCACCCCAGCGCGCACAGCCUGCAAGGGCAUUGCAGCAGCAGCAGCAGCAGCAGGGGCGCGCGCCCCACCACUAAAAGUGGGUCUGAUAUCCCCGUACAACCUGCAAGUGGACUACUUGAAGCGGGCGCUGGAGUCGCAGUCGUGGGCGCACCUGGUGGUGGAGGUGAAGAGUGUGGACGGGUUCGAGGGCCAGGAGCGCGACGUGAUCAUCGUCACCACUGUGUGCUCCAAUGACGCUGGCUCCAUUGGCUUUGUGUCCGAUGCAAGGCAGUGGGUGGUGGGGGUGGGGCUGAACGUGGCAGUAACACGAGCGCGGUACAGCAUGUGGGUGGUGGGCGAUCGGGACACGCUGCAGCGCGGCGACACCACAUGGGAGCACCUGCUCGAGGACGCGCAGCAGCGCGGCUGCCUGGUGGAUGCACCGAGCGAUGUGAAGCUGCGCAGAGUGGUGGAGAGGCGUCAGAUGGAGUUGGGCGAGGUGGAGCAGCUGCUGCUGCCCAACUCAGGCCUCUGGGACUCACUCAUUUGGGAGGCCACCUUCAGCGUGGAGUUCCAGCGCAACAUGCAGCAGCUGCGCUCUCUAGACGUCAUCAACGCACACAAAAACCACCUUCUCGUCCUCCAUAUCCCCACGUCGCAACAGUCUCAUGAGUUGCUCUUUCUCCUGUGCUUUGUUCCCUCCCCCCUUUCGUCUGCCCUCCCCUAA